AUGGCGGUUAACGUUCACUGCCCCUCGGCGACCAAUGACAACCUGAGCCGCCACGAGAUGUUGGCUUGGGUCAAUGACGCCCUGCGGGUGGCUUACACCAGGACGGAGCAGCUUUGCUCGGGCGCUGCCUACUGUCAGCUGAUGGAUAUGAUGUUCCCUGGUUGCAUUGGUCUCAAGAAGGUCAAGUUCCAAGCCAAGCUGGAGCACGAGUUCAUCCACAACUUCAAGCUGCUGCAGUUGGCCUUCAAGAAGACGGGGGUGGAGAAGAUCAUCCCGGUGGACAAGCUGGUCAAGGGCAAGUUCCAGGACAACUUUGAGUUUGUGCAGUGGUUCAAGAGGUUCUUUGACGCCAACUACAACGGGAGGGAGUAUGAGCCGCUGCUGGCUCGUCAAGGCCAGGACACGGGGCCUCCUCCAACGCCCACCGGUCUGCACCACCUCAAUCACCAGGACACAACCGUCUUCAACAAGCCCAAGAAGACCCUCAGCACCGACGGGAGCCGGGGAGUUGGCGCUAUGGCUCCGACGCCCGCUAAGAUGGGGGUCACGCGGGGGGGAGGCGGGAACCGGGAGCGGCCAGGCAUGGCGGGCAACGGGGACACACAAGCCGCCGAGCUGGCCGAAGAGGUGAAGACGCUGAAAGUGGCGCUGGAGGAGCUGGAGAAGGAGAGAGACUUUUACUUUGGGAAGUUGAGGGGCAUCGAGGUGAUCUGCCAGGAGAACCAGGCGGACAGCCACACGGUCAUCCAGCAGGUGGAGAAGGUGCUGUACAGCGUGGGCGACACCUUCGCUCAACCCGACAGCACGAGCGAGCAGCGACCGGACGAACAUGAACAGGAGGAGUAUUGA
This is a messenger RNA of Callorhinchus milii (elephant shark), 849 nucleotides long. Its product is annotated as microtubule-associated protein RP/EB family member 1-like. Gene Ontology annotation, cellular component: microtubule organizing center; microtubule plus-end; cytoplasmic microtubule. Bases 1 to 849 code for a protein of 282 amino acids. Gene Ontology annotation, biological process: protein localization to microtubule plus-end; regulation of microtubule polymerization or depolymerization; spindle assembly. The record is from RefSeq and is a predicted model, not a curated record. NCBI's taxonomy places the organism in Eukaryota, Metazoa, Chordata, Chondrichthyes, Chimaeriformes, Callorhinchidae. Gene Ontology annotation, molecular function: microtubule plus-end binding. The transcript is spliced from 2 exons.